AUGGCCAUGAGGAGCGUGCUCUUGGUCCUUGUGGUCCUUGUCUUGCUCUUCUGUGUUCCACCAGUUAGAAGUGGACCCAAUAUAUACAUAAGAAGAAUCUUUGCUUCAUGUUGGUGAUUGCAAGGUUAUUGCCGGAAAAAGUGUUCGAAAGGAGAAGAGUAUCAUAUUUUGUGUGAUACCUCAUAUGUGUGCUGCAUAGAUAAAAAGCAUCUACCGACACUGGUUGGGAAAUAG
This is a messenger RNA of Lemur catta (Ring-tailed lemur), 234 nucleotides long. It is a transcript of the gene DEFB135, whose product is annotated as defensin beta 135. Gene Ontology annotation, biological process: innate immune response. The record is from RefSeq and is a predicted model, not a curated record. The transcript has 2 exons. Gene Ontology annotation, cellular component: extracellular region. Lineage: Eukaryota; Metazoa; Chordata; Mammalia; Primates; Lemuridae.